AUGACAAUGACAGUGAGGAAGGCCCGACUCAGGCCCGAGGGUCCCACUGCCAGCCCUGUGCCUCCUGCAGGCAUUUUCCUGCAGGCAAAGGUGGGAGCGCUGAUCGGGAGAUGCUUGUGGGAAGGCGAUGUCCCCGGUGAGACCAUCUCCCAGGGCCUGGGGGCCUCUUCCUGGGCCUCAGAGAAGGUGCUGGGGCCCUGCCUAGGAGGGCUGCUGCCUCUCGCUCGGGCCUGGCAGCUCUGCAGUGACAGCGGGUGGGAAUGGGGUGACAGCCCGCUCCGUCCCCGGCCUUUCCGCAGUCCUCGGUCGCAUCACCUCCUUCCAGCUCGAGGCUGGGAGUGA
This is a messenger RNA of Pipistrellus nathusii (Nathusius's pipistrelle), 342 nucleotides long. NCBI's taxonomy places the organism in Eukaryota, Metazoa, Chordata, Mammalia, Chiroptera, Vespertilionidae. The record is from the annotation of a GenBank genome assembly.